Messenger RNA from Lachnellula hyalina, 1950 nucleotides. RefSeq names its product Exocyst complex protein (gene exo70). Gene Ontology annotation, cellular component: exocyst. The transcript is spliced from 3 exons. The record is from RefSeq and is a predicted model, not a curated record. Gene Ontology annotation, molecular function: phosphatidylinositol-4,5-bisphosphate binding. The coding region runs from base 1 to 1950 and encodes 649 amino acids. Lineage: Eukaryota; Fungi; Ascomycota; Leotiomycetes; Helotiales; Lachnaceae. Gene Ontology annotation, biological process: exocytosis.
AUGUAUCAUCCGUCUGAAUGGAGUUCAUGGCGACAACAGAACAAGAUGGCCAUCUCUCUAGGCACGAGGCAGGCCGCCGACGAGGAGGCGCGCGCUGAGGUCGAGGUGCUCAAUUCGAGGCUGGAUAAGACGAGCCAGUUGACCAAGAAGAUACAAGCCUCCCUGUCACGACUGGAAUCGAGCGGGAGGAGCGUUCAAGAAGCUGUUGGACCUCUGUACGGCAGCACCCAAAAGCUUCAAACUCUCGGAGCGAAUAUCGAUGGAGUCAUCAACGCCAUCCAGAGAAUUAGACAACCGUCCGACAUCAAGAGCAAUGAAGAGGACAUCAUCCGAAAAGGUCCGGAAAAGGCUGGCCUUGCAGCCUUCCUCAGCUCCGUCAAGCGUGUCAAUAAAGCCCUGCAGGAGAUGAAGCAGACAAAUCUUCGAACCAACCAACAAGCUGUUUCUGAUCUCAGCAGGCUCCUCAAGGCUGGAAAUACUCAGUUGGAAGGGCAUUUUCAACACCUGCUACAAGAGGACUCUAGACCCAUCGAACCCCUAUAUUACAUUACAAAGGAUAAGGCUUUCCCGAUGCUCUCUCAAGACAAAACUACGCGCUUGGGCUUGAUAAAUUCCUACAUUGGGUCAUCCAUGCGACAAUCUGGAACCUCCGGAGAAUCACCUGUCUUGCAAUUGUAUGCAAGCGUGCGAGGUCCAUACCUGACUGCUACGCUACAAAACUUGGCAUCUGCAUCACUCAAUACCGCGAAAAAGAAGUCACCGGAUGCUAUCUAUCGCCAGGGAACAAAUGGCAUGGGCCACUAUGCUAAGGGCAUGGAGGCAGCCUUCCUUGCUGAAUAUGACAAUAUAUGCGGACUAUUUUCUCGGGAGGAGUGGAGCAGAGUCUUCAAUUUGACUUGCCAGGGAUCUAUUUCAGAGAUGGCCAGGACACUUCGCGAGCUGAACAUUCACAUUAAAAACAACCUUACCACCGACUGCUACCUUGCAUACGAGAUCAUCGAGAUCAUAUCGAAUCUGUCGUCAAAUCUAGAUACUAGGACAGGGGAAUUGAGACCUACUUUUGCAGCAGCUCUUAAACCUAUUAGGGAAACGGGAAAAUCCUCUUUGGGAGAGUUAUUGGAGGAUACGCGCCGCCGAAUAAGCAACUUGCCAACCAUCCCGGGAGAUGGUGCUGCUUUACCCAUAACUUCGGAAACAAUGACGCGACUACAGACCAUGGUAGAUUUCUUACGUCCCAUCUCAAGCAUAAUGAUAUCUAUCGGCGACGGCGGUUGGAAAUCGGCACCUAACACGAACAACUCGUCUGAUCAAAUUCCUACCCUGAAGUCGUUUGACGUUGGAGCUGAUGGAAAACAAAUUUUCGCUCACUACAGCGUUGACACCAUUGAUACUCUCCUCACUUCCCUAGAGGCAAGAGCCAAACCCGUUCUAAAAGGCAAGCCGGCACUUGGCGUCUUCAUUGCCAAUAACGCCACAGUAAUUGAACGAUCGAUUCGCAAUUCCGAUCUGCAACCGUUGCUUCAAUCGCGGAUGGGGGAUAUUGACAAAUGGCGCAAGACUGGAGCUCAACUGUACACUCUCGCGUGGCGGGAACCAUCAGCACACCUGCUGGACGUGCAAUAUACAAACCGCGGCAACCGGCCACAAUCCGGCUCAGCCGCUGCUAUUGACUCGGCUGCUAUUCUGAAAGGCCUCGGCAGCAAGGAUAAAGAUUCCAUCAAAGAGAAAUUCAGACUCUUCAAUGCCAGUUUCGAUGAGCUGGUAGCAAAGCACAAGAGUCUUAGCAUGGAGAAGGAAGUCAGAGAAAUGCUGGGCAAACAAGUGCAGCAGAUGAUCGAGCCGCUAUAUGGGCGAUUUUGGGAUCGAUACCACGAAGUUGACAAGGGCAAGGGAAAGUACGUUAAAUAUGACAAGGGCAGCAUCUCGGGCGUAUUUUUGAGCCUCACAUAG